Brassica oleracea var. oleracea is the source of this 1140-nucleotide messenger RNA. RefSeq lists its product as uncharacterized. The coding region runs from base 1 to 1140 and encodes 379 amino acids. The record is from RefSeq and is a predicted model, not a curated record. Lineage: Eukaryota; Viridiplantae; Streptophyta; Magnoliopsida; Brassicales; Brassicaceae. The transcript has 4 exons.
AUGCCAACUGAUGCAAGUACUAGUGAAGAGAACGAGCGAAAUCCUUGUGACAUUGGGGCCGCUUCAAGUAUUGUUAAGGGAGCUAAGCAUAACGAGAAUAAGAAAGGGAAGAUGAAGCAAAGUGAAGUUGAUGGAGAUGAUUAUGAUGCUGACAAGCAUAACGAGAAGAAGAAAGGAAAGAUGAAGCAAGACGAGGUUGAAGGAGAUGAUUAUGAUGCUGACAAGAUCAAUUCUGAAAAAGAAAACAGAGAAAAAUUGGCAAAGAGUCAGGUGGUGGAAUUGGUUAAGACGGGAGAUCUUUUCCUCAACAAAACAGUUUUGAAAGCGAUAUGCGCUGAUAAGGUGUGCUUUUGGGGUGCUCGAGCUGAGUGUUUGAAGGGCUCCACAUAUUUUAUUAUUAAGAAGUAUGUCGGUGUACAUUCAUGCGCACCUUCAAGCAAAACCAGUGCCGGAAAGACAACCAGUGCCGGAAAGACAGCUUCAGCGAAAACGAUAGGCAGUCUGCUAAUGCAUAAAUAUGAAGGUAUCAAGGAAGGGCCUAAAGCGAAAGAUAUUGUUCAGAUUAUGCGUAAUGAUUAUGGAUGUGAGAUCUCUGAUUCUUUAGCAUGGGAUUCCCGUGAAUAUGCAGUCAACGCUGUUAGAGCAUGGGAUUCCCGUGAAUAUGCAGUCAACGCUGUUAGAGGUAUUCCAGAGGAAAGUUAUGGGAAAAUACCAAAAUACUUGCACAUGCUGCGAGAGGCCAAUCCGGCGUUUGGUCAAUCGAUCAGAGGCUUUAACACAGUCAUGAGGCGUGUCAUUGUUGUCGAUGGAACAUUCUUGAAGAGUAAAUUCAAAGGGGUGCUACUGGUUGCAACUGCUAUAGAUGGAAAUUCAAAUUUAUAUCCUAUUGCAUUUGGGAUAGUAGACUCUGAGAAUGAACAGUCUUGGGAAUGGUUUAUGAGACAAUUAAAAGUUGUUGUUGCUGAUGAUAAUGGUUUGGCUUUUAUUUUGGAUAGACAAGUGUCAAUAGCGAAGGCACUGGAGAAAGUGUAUCCGCUAGCGAGACAUGGUAUUUGUAUUCAUUAUUUGUUGAAUAAUGUGAUAUCGUAUUUCAAGGGUAAGGGAUUAGCUGGGUUGAUUUCUAAGGCUUCAAAGGCUUAA